AUGGCCAGCGAAGGCUUGCCUUACAUCGAUUUACAUUUUGAGGAUGUGCCCGAGCCGACAUGUGCUCUGCCCAGUUUCGCAGAGUUGGUGUUGCCUUGGGGAGGGCAGGACGGGGACUUCCCCGACUUCAAGGAAGUGGUUGCAGCCCUUUUCGUGCUGCUUCACAAGUAUAGCCACCAAGAAGAUUUGGCAUUGGGCCUCCUGAACGUCCAGGCGGGGCUGCCAAGAAGCUUACGAACCGUGAGGGUCACAGAGGUUUCUUCCUGUUCCUUCGAGGACUUGAAGGUCGCUGAGGGUGAGGCUGAAGCCACCGCCGAAUUUACCCAGGUCAUGGUUGGGGACGGAGACGCCCAGAAGGACGGGACGCAGUGCCGCGGCCGCGGGGCGCGGAGUGCUCUGCUCUCUGCCUCUGCGAGGUUUCGAGCUCAUGGUUUGCAGGUGCUCGGGGCCGGAUGGCAAGUUGAUAAAGAUGUACAAAGCUCUGAGGUGGCUCUGGCGGACGUCCUGCUUCUCGGAGAUCACCUCGGCCGCUUGCUCCAGCUGGGCCGUGGCUCUGAAUCGCGUGUCUGCGAGUGGGUGUGGACUUCGCAGGAAGAGGACCGGCAGGUCCUCGGAAGCUUUAACCUGACCACCACCACUUCCAGCUGCGAGACAUCAGUUCUGGACCUCGUUGCACGCGUGGCAGUGGACAUGCCUGCACGUUCUGCUGUGGUUCAGGACGGUGACAUGUUCUCUCCCCUGAGCUAUGCACAGCUGUGGUUGCUCGCCGGCCGCGUGGCGGUCGCGGUCGCCAGACAGGCUUUGCCCGAAGUCGGUGCAGUCGCGGUCCUUCUUGCUCGUGGCGUCUCAAUGGUGCUUGCGCUGCUUGGUGUCUGGCGCGCCGGGGGCUCUUGCGUGCCACUGGACCUCCGCGCUCCUAGACCACGGCUGGAGCAGAUGCUCAGGGAUGCGGAGGUGCGCCUUGCAAUCACAAAACGGGAUUUGCAGCUGACGUGGCUGCAAUGCCCAGCAACAGCGAUUCUCUACAUGGAGGACUUCCAAGACGUGGCAGCAAAGAGCCUUAGUGAAGGCGAGCCAGGCGUUCAAGGGUGGCCAACUUAUGCUCGCGAUGAUGUGGCCUAUGUCCUCUUCACCAGCGGCUCGACGGGGGUACCCAAGGGAGUUCUCCUCACGCACCAGAACGUCUUGGCCUACACUCGCUGGCAUGUGCCCUACUACCAGUUGACUCACGAGGACCGCGUUCCUCACGCCGCCGGGCUGUCCUUCGAUGCCUCCUUGGCGGAGAUUUGGCCAACACUCAGCGUUGGGGGCUGCGUGCUUCCUGUUCCCGAUGACAACUUGCGUCUGCUUCCAGAGGCGCUGUGCAAAUGGUAUGCCGAGGCUGGAGCAACUGUGGCUUUUCUGACCACGCAGCUGGCUGAGGCGGUACUGGCAGAACCUCACUAUCCCUCAAUGAGGCUUCGCACUUUGUUCACGGGCGGCGACAAGCUCCACAUGCGUCCGCCGCACCACGCUCCCUUUCAGCUUGUCAAUAUCUACGGCCCGACGGAAUGCUGCGUGAAUGUCACCAUGUGCCGGGUCUGUCCUGGCGAGGGUUUGCCUUCGAUCGGAGAGCCGGUUCCCAACAUGCAGCUGUACGUGCUUGAUCCGGACAUGAGGCCGCAGCCGUGUGGGCUCGUUGGAGAGCUUUGUGUUGGAGGACCCCAAGUGGCUGCGGGAUAUUUGAAUCGCCUGGACCUGACAGCCGCAAGAUUUGUGUCGAACCCUUUCGAAGGCCGAACAGAUGACCAGGGGCCAACGCGGUGGCCACGUGGACCGGGCUGGAAGGGGCGUGCAGGGCCGGGCCCUUCUUGGGAGGGACCUUCGUGGGUGGUUCGCUCUAUCGAGUCUUCCCCUCUCCACGGUCCGCGCCUCUACAAGACAGGUGACCUGGUACGGUGGGUGGACGACGGAUCUCUGCUUUACUGCGGUCGCAUCGAUUGCCAGGUCAAGAUCAGGGGUCAGCGAAUCGAACUCGGCGAGAUCGAGGCGAAAAUGCUUCAACAUCAGGCCGUUCGGGAGUGCGUCGUAAACUGCCACGAGCUCCCGGAUCACGACAAGAUCCUGGUGGGUUACUGGACACCCAAAGCAGGAGUUUCAGACACUCCCGAUCUUGAGCAGCAUUUGCAAGCAGACUUGCCAGAGUACAUGAUCCCAAAGGUUUUCAUGAAGAUGGACCAGCUGGCUUUGACAGCCAAUGGAAAGGUUGAUCGAAAGGCAUUGCCUCCGCCCAGUCUUGGAGUCGAGGUGCCGUCAGAGGAGUGCGAGCCAGAACAGCUGGAGGCUGAGUUGAGGGGUGUCUUCGCGGUGGUCUUGAGCAAGAAGGUCUCGGAGGUGCCUGUUUCGGCGUCCUUCUUCGCCCUUGGUGGGCAUUCAAUCUCUGUGGGACAGUUGGUAAACCGGAUCCGGAGGGAGCUGCAGCUUAAUGCUGCCAUAGCAGACAUUUACUCCUCGCCGAGUGUGCAGCAAUUGGCUGCCCGCCUGCGCCUGCGUCCUCUACCUGCAGAGGCAGAAAACACCGUGACGCAGGCCGAGGAGCAAAGCGAGACGAGGAGUUUCUCGUACCCCGCUUCAUUUCAGCAGCUCUCACUUCAACGGAUGGCCUCUGUGAGUGCUGCCGCCUCCGCAGCCUUAAAUCUGGCCUUCUGCGGCCAUGUGCGUGGGUCCUUGAAGGUUCGCUGCCUGCAGCAGGCCUUCCGUGCCCUUUGUUGCCGCCACGAUGCACUUCGCAGUGUCUUUUUGGAGCACGAUUGCAAGAUUCUCUCAAUCGCAGAGAGCACGCUGGACUUCCGGCACGUGGAGAUGCCAGGGGCUUCUUCAGGGGUCAUGGGCUUCGAGCUGGAGUGGCUCUUGGACCAGCAGUACGAGACCUUUGACCUCGAAGCUGGGCCUUUGUGCAGGGUCCGUGUCUUCCAGGAAUCGGAGGAGAAUUGGAUCUUGCAUUGGACACUCCACCACGUGAGCGCCGACUUGUGGAGCUACACCAUUCUGCUUCAGGAACUCGAGUUUGCCUACGAGCAUUAUCUGGAGCAUAGUGAGCAUGAGUCUGAAGAGCCUCCUCCUUGGCCGAGCCGCGCCCCGCAGUACAGGGACUACGCCUUGGAGGAGGAGCGCUUCUUGCAGUCCGACGAGGGACAGAGGAGCCGAAGUUACUGGCAUCAGAAGCUCCAAAAGACCCCACCGGUGCUGGAUCUGCCUGGAGCAACAGCAAGCGAACGGAAAGCCACCUUCAAAGGAAGCAAGCUUGACUUCGAGGUGAGUGCCGAGCUCACGGAGUCACUUCGGAGCUGUGGCCAGCGCUGCGAAGCCUCCCUGCACGCAACCCUGCUCACAGCAUGGAUGGUGCUCCUCAGCCGAUAUGGCCAGGAGGAGGACAUCUGUGUCGGCACGCCCAUGGCCUGUCGCACCACCGCCGAAUCUGAAGCGACUGUCGGUUACUUCGCAAAUCCUGUUUGCAUCCGGGCCAUCGUGUCGAACACUUACGAAAAGCUGCUUUGCGAUGUGGCCAGGGAUGUGACAGAUUCCCUUCAGCAUCAACGAGUGGCGCUUGGCCAUGUUUGCGAUGACUUGGGCUUGGAUUUGCGCGCGCUGCUCCAGCCCCUGUUUGUCUUCCAGACAUGCCCGGGUGAGUUAUAUCAAUCUCGACUUCCAUCCUUUUUCAUGGGCCACGAAGGAUCUGAGAUUUCAUUGGGUCCUUUGCGCUUGGAGUCCAUCGGGUUUGGCCAAAAAUUCGCGCAGUUCGACUUGGCAUUGGUAGUGGCACAUGGUCCUCGGGGUGAUCUCAUCGGCAGCUUCCAGUACAGCACCACUUCGUACACACGAGAUGCGGUACUUCGGCUGCAGGCUCAAUACCUGACUAUCUUGCAGUCUAUGGCGAAGGAUCCUUCCCAAGAUGUUGGCCAAGUUCCAUUGUUCUUGGAUGAGGAUCUCGCAGAGCUGCGUCGACGUGUCACAAGCCCAUGGCUCCAGGAUCUUCCCAACGACUCCUUGCCACGACUGGUGGCAUCGCGCGCUGCAGAGAACCCCAGCGCCUUCGCGGUUGUGAGCCCGCAAGGGACCUACACCUUCGGCGAGGUCUUGCGCCGGGCACAGCUCUUGGCAACGGCUCUACUCGAGGAAGCGUCCUUCGGCGCGAGCUCGAGUUCGGAGCGGCAAAGGCAGGGUAGUUGGCAGGGCCGGCCAGACCGUUCCGAGGGCUGUUCCGGCGGCCGGGAGCUUUCGGGCCUCCUUAGCUGCCGUGUUCCCUUGGUAGAGGAGGCCGAGGCGGCUGAGGGCUCUCUCUCUCUCAGCUCCGUGCAAGAUGGCAACGGUUCUAACUUCUUAGUCGGUUUGAUGGUGAGCCCUGGACUUUGGAUGGUGGCGGGCCCACUGGGCUGCUGGAUGGCUGGACGGGGCUACUUCGCUUUGGACUCCUCGCACCCGACGGAGCGCAUCCAGCAAAUGACCCAGGAUGCGCACCCCCAGUGCAUCCUUUGCGAGCGCCGCGCGCAGUCCGUGGCCAACUCCUUAGGCUGGCCCGUCCUGGUGAUCGAGGAGCUGCAGAGCAGGCGCAGCGAGCCCGGUACCUUGUGGCCCUACUUGGAAGGCGACGGCCAGGCACUUCUCGUUUUCACCAGCGGCUCGACUGGUCGUCCUAAAGGUGUUUUGCUCUCCAUGCGGGCCGUGCUUGCCCACGUCUUGUUCAGUAGCCAACACUUCGGCUUCAAAGCAGGGCAGGCGACGCUGCAGCACACGUCAUGGACUUUCGAUGCGCCGAUCUGCGAGAUCUGGCCGGCACUAGUGUCCGGGGCAACGGUCGUGAUCAGCAAGAGGGAUGGCUCGAAGGACUUUCAGUAUCUCGCUUCCCUGGUUGAUGAGCAGCGGGUCAGCCACGCUCUCUUCGUACCCUCUUUGCUGGCGGAGAUUUUGGAGCACCAGGCGCUGCCGCGAAGCCUGCGAUCCCUCGUCGUGGUGGGCGAGGCCUGCUCUUUGAGCCUGGCGCGACGGAUCUUGGAGGCGCCACUCUCUUUGAACAACUUCUACGGUCCUUCGGAAGCCGGCAUCGGGGCCACCAUCUACGAGGUGGACAAGAUUGGUGCGGUCCCAAACCAUGUGCAAAGCCUGCCAAUCGGACGGCCUGUCUCCUGGCACCAGGUGAUCUUGCUUGACCCACAGUUGCGCCCUGCGCUGGGAGGCGUGGGCCAAAUCGGAAUCCUUGGAGAGGGCUUGGCAAGUGGAUACCUUCGUUUGCCCCAAGAGACGAAGACGCGCUUCAUCAAGACUCCCGAGGCCAUCCGUGAGGUUCUUCCCCAAUGCGGUCCGAUUACGUACCUGACGGGGGAUGUUGGGCGCUACUGCCAGGAUGACAUUCUCGAGUUCGUGGGACGCCUGGACAGUCAGGUGAAGCUGCGCGGCCAGCGCGUGGAGCUCGGCGAGAUCGAGGCGGCGCUUUUGUCGGCCAAGGCCGUCACCGAGGCAGUGGCGCUGGUACAUGGGGACCGGCUCAUCGGAUACUUCUCGACCUUGCAGGGUGUGGAGGAAGGUGAUGCGGUCGCGCAGUGCAUGGACAAAACCCGGCAGCGGUUGCCAAGGUACAUGUGGCCUGAGCUGGUCCAUGUCAAGGAAUGGCCCAGGGGCCGCACGGGCAAGGUGGACCGCAAGGCAUUACCGGUGCCGACGAUAUGCGUGCAGGAUGCGGUUCCCCCAAGGUCUUCCCUGGAAAAGAAGAUCCUGGAGAUCUUUUGCCAGGCAUUGAGGCGAGACCCGGCGCUCACUUCCGUCCACUCGGACUUCUUUACGUUGGGGGGCACAUCUCUCAAAGCUGCAGCUUUGCUGUCUGCUUUGAGAGCUCAGGUGCCGGAGGCGGUGGCACUCCAGUUCGACGAGCUCUAUGCUCAUCCGGACGUGGCCAGCCUGGCCCAAGUGCUUUCUGGCAGCCGCCAGGAGAUUCUCCUGAGUCCGGCUCCAGUCGAAGGGCUACUGCCGGCUUCCUUGGGCCAGGAGCAUAUGCUUGUGUUGCAGGAGUUGCACGAGGGCAGCUCGGCCUACAACUCACCGCUGAUCCUGAAGUUGGAGGGAGCCUGUAACCGCUCUGCGCUGUCUGCUGCGCUGGACCGGGUCAUUGCGAGGCACGACGUCUUGCGGAGCAACCUCGUGCGAGACACGAUCGACGGUGAGCCUGCAGUCGUCCAGGUGACCACUCCUGCAGCUGAAUUUCAGUGCGACAUGGAGUUCUGGGACAUCCCUGAUGACACUGCACAGCAGCCUCAGCGACGCCGGCUUCGACGCAGUCACACGCUGGGACCCAGCCGGCAUGUCGGAGCUGCUGGGCUGGGAGCCCCUGGAGCCCCUGGAGAGCAGCGAGCGAGAAGUGCGAGCUCUUUCCAACUGAGCUCAUGGCCGGCUUCUCACAGAAACGCCCGAGACAUCCGACUCGAGAGAUCGGCCUUUUCAGGUUGGGCAUCGGCACGGACCGUCCUGGCUCAGGCUCUGAGCUGCUUCGAGUCCCAGGGGGUGCAGAUGGUGUGGAUUUUCCCCUUCCAUACAUACUCUAGAUGCUCUUAA
Molecule: messenger RNA, 6582 nt
Organism: Symbiodinium sp. CCMP2592
Lineage: Eukaryota; Dinophyceae; Suessiales; Symbiodiniaceae
Source: the annotation of a GenBank genome assembly